GUAGAGAAGGCGCGUCUUCCGGUUUGCUGUCUUUUGCCGUUCGGCCGUCGAGGAGGAGGAGUCGUCGUCACUUUGUGGACGAAAAGGAGCAAAACAUGGCGAAGCUGAACUUGUGUGUCUUGUUUGUCGCGGCUGCGCAAAUCCACAGCGUGACGCCCGUGCUUCACACGCUCAAGUAUUUAAUGACAGCAUCGUCUCAAAUUCCAAACAUCCCAGACUACUUUGAGGUCGGUUAUGUUGACGACGUUCCGAUUUCGCGCUACGACAGCAAGAGCAGGAAAACAAAACCCAAACAGGACUGGAUGAACAAAAUCACAGCAGAUGAUCCUCACUACUGGGAGAGACAGACACAGAACGGUAUUGGUCAUGAGCAGAUCAACAAAGUCAACAUCGAAACUGCCAAAGAGCGCUUCAACCAAACUGGAGGUGUUCACAUGUUCCAGCGGAUGUCCGGCUGCGAAUGGGACGACGAGACCGAUGAGGUUGAUGGUUGGGAACACUACAGUUACGAUGGAGAAGCCUUCAUCUCGUUGGAGGUGAAGACAAUGAGAUGGAUCGCAGCUCACCCACAAGCUUUCGUCACCAAACUCAAGUGGGACCGGAACGAACAUUUGAAUCUAAACAAGAAGCACUACUACACUGAGAUUUGUCCUUCUUACUUGAAGAAGUUUGUGACCAAUGGGAGGGACUUCCUGAUGAGAACAGAGCUUCCCACGGUGUCUCUCCUCCAGAAGACGCCGUCCUCUCCGGUCACCUGCCACGCGACGGGUUUCUACCCCAGCGCGGCCGCCCUGUUUUGGAGGAAGGACGGCGAGGAGCUCCACGAGGACGCGGAGACGGGAGAGACCCUCCGCAACCACGACGGAACCUUCCAGAUGACGGCCGACCUGAAAGCGGAGGUGACCGAUGAAGCCGAGGGCCGCUACGAAUGCGUGUUCCAGCUGUCCGGCGUGGCGGACGACAUCGUCGUCAAGCUGGAGAGAAGAAGCAUCCGGAGCAACGCGCGCAUCCGAGAGGAAGAAAAGAGGAAGAUGGCGCUGGCCGUCGCUGUCCCGCUGGCGGUCCUCGCUCUGGCGGCGGCGGCGGUCGCGGUCCUCGUCAAGCUUUACAAAAGCAGACGAGCCAAAUACGAUCCAGCUUCCGUCGACGCCGAUUCCGAGCCCGCCUCCGAACCCGCCGCUCCGACGCCCGCUUCCGAGUCAGACGCAGCCGCCGUCGCACGGUGUCGGAACACGAGAGAGACGUCUCCAUCGAGCGCUUUCUCAUCACGCUUGGGUUUGAAAACAGAGAUGAGAUUUUUUCUUCACGCAGACAAUUUGUGCAAUGAAGAUGUUUCUGUUAAGCCACGCCCAGAACCGCUUUCACGUCAACAAACAACUCAGUCCAUUUGUACGUCGAUCAGAAUGUGACAAUGUUGUUGGUGGCACUUGUUUUUUUUUUUUUUAACUUGGGAUAGAAAUUUGGAGCAAUAAAUUGAUGAUCAAUGACAAAUUGCAAAAUGGAGUGCACUCCUUGGCUGCGACCAGCAGAGGCGCUGUUGAUUCACGCCCAGCGGCUUUGCUGCCGAAACGAGUUCAGCACGACGUCGACCAGACACAGACGCCACUACAGCGCAACUCCAAGUGGAAUAAAACAUAAAUAAUACACUC
Messenger RNA from Phyllopteryx taeniolatus (common seadragon), 1649 nucleotides. Its product is annotated as major histocompatibility complex class I-related gene protein-like. NCBI's taxonomy places the organism in Eukaryota, Metazoa, Chordata, Actinopteri, Syngnathiformes, Syngnathidae. Gene Ontology annotation, cellular component: external side of plasma membrane. Bases 96 to 1409 code for a protein of 437 amino acids. The record is from RefSeq and is a predicted model, not a curated record. The transcript has 8 exons. Gene Ontology annotation, biological process: immune response.